AUGGCGACCCUCGAAUAUACCCAAGUGGAAUUGCUCACUCUCAAUGGCCCCGAGUUUCGGCGGGUGUCAACUGCACCCCCGCGCCCGCCCACUGACAACGAGAUCCCUGUCAUUGACUUAUCGCUCAUCGAUGGAACACUCGACGAGAGAAAAGCGAUUGCCUCUAAAAUUAGGGCAGCCGCAGAGAACACUGGGUUUUUCUAUAUCGAGAACCAUGGAAUUCCAGAAGAGCUAAUCCAAAGUGCUUUGUCUCAGGCCCAGGCCUUUUUCGGCCAGCCCGACGAACUGAAAGAACAAGCCUCGAGUAAAAAAUCGAAGCUCUCGGAUGGAUGGCAUGGACUUGGAACGACUCAAAUUAAUAGGUCCGAAACACUAGACCGCAAAGAGACAUUUUCCAUCCGUUACAAUCCCAUCAAUGACCCGACAAUCGCUGAGCCUGAAAAGCUUCUUGCGGAUGGGAAAUUCUCCGAUGGCGACAAUGUCGACUUCCCGUGGAGUGGAACAAACCAUCUCCCUGGCUUCCGCGACACAACUGUCGAAUUUUAUCAGCAGCGACUCACGCUCGCACGUAAGAUGAUCCGCCUUUUCGCACUCGCGUUAGAUAUGCCGGAAGACUACUUCGACUCGGUGACUACAACUCCCGGUGCAGAUGGUCUUUACGUACACUAUCCUGCUACACCGGCCCAGGAACUAGAAGAAAACCACGGGAAUCUCGAUGUUGGUAUCGGCUCGCAUACUGACAUCCAAUGUAUUACUCUGCUAUGGCAGGAUAUGUCAGGAGGCUUGCAGGUCCUGUCUGCUAGCGAUGAAUGGCUGGAUGCUCGACCUAUUAGUGGAACGCUGGUUGUCAAUAUUGGAGAUUUCUUGCAGCGUCUAUCAAACAACAAGUUCAAGUCGACUGUGCAUAGGGUCUAUAACCGCCAACCUACAUCCAGAUACUCUAUGCCUUUCUUCUUAGGGUUCAAUGCGGAUUCAAUUUGCAAAGUUGUGCCCUCGUGCAUUGAUGCAGACCAUCCUGCACUUUAUGAGCCUAUUUCCUGCGGACAGUGGCACCGAAGAAGACUUGAGCUUGCUCGAGUGAAAGCAACCAGCACUUAA
Penicillium salamii is the source of this 1098-nucleotide messenger RNA. NCBI's taxonomy places the organism in Eukaryota, Fungi, Ascomycota, Eurotiomycetes, Eurotiales, Aspergillaceae. The record is from the annotation of a GenBank genome assembly.